This is a messenger RNA of Amphimedon queenslandica, 1360 nucleotides long. RefSeq names its product palmitoyltransferase ZDHHC6-like. The record is from RefSeq and is a predicted model, not a curated record. The coding region runs from base 36 to 1322 and encodes 428 amino acids. The transcript has 10 exons. Lineage: Eukaryota; Metazoa; Porifera; Demospongiae; Haplosclerida; Niphatidae. Gene Ontology annotation, molecular function: palmitoyltransferase activity.
CAGUAAUUCUUGUAUUUCUCCGUAUAUUGGGUGUCAUGGCGCCCUCUAAGCCUCGAUCUGUUAUACGACAGCUUUGUCACUGGGGACCGAUUGUUGCUCUUUCCCUUAUAGGAGUCGUCGUAGUGUCUGCAACAUAUUCAUCUAUACAGCUCUACAGUCUUCCCUCCGUCAAAUACAUCAAAAAGUUCAACUUCUUUACAAUGUAUCUCAACCUCUGGCUCAUACUGUACUCUUACUUUAAAGCAUUUGGAGGGCCUGGGUUCGUACCAAUAAAAUGGAAGCCAAGUAACGAAGCAGAUAAAGAAUACUUGCAAUAUUGUGACAUAUGCCAGGCGUAUAAAGCACCUAGAUCGCAUCACUGCAGCAGCUGUGGAAGGUGUGUGCUUAAGAUGGAUCACCACUGCCCCUGGAUAAACUGCUGUGUGGGACACAGGAACCAAAACCCGUUCAUUGCAUUCCUUUUCUUUCUACCCGUCGGCUGCAUCUAUGCUACCAUAUUAAACUCUAACUUCCUCUACAGACUCUUCUCAUAUGAAUUCAGAGGUCGUGCCCAGUCCUUGUUGCUACCUAUUAACUCUUAUACCAUAAUGCUUACAAUAUCGGGUAUUGCAUUCUCACUUGGAGCUGCUCUAGGAGUCUGCAUACUGCUAUAUGUGCAGCUAUCCUCAGUUCUGAGCAAUAGGACGCAGAUCGAAGACUGGAUUUGUGAAAAGGCCGCCACAAGGAGAAGGAAUAAUCAAAACUUGAAACCUUUCGUGUAUCCUUAUGAUCUUGGCAGAUCUAAGAACUGGAAGCAGGUUAUACGUUGUUCUUUCACUCCUGUCGGCGAUGGGAUAUACUGGCCAGUUGUAAAGGGUUGCAAUCAAUACUCAUUUACAAUUGAACAAAUGGCACAAAAAGUUGAAAAGAAGAAGAGAGGAGUUGAUUGUAAGGUGACUCGAGAUUUUAAUGGAUCAUGUUUAAAGACUCUCGUUUCUUAUGGGCCGUUGGUAUUCAUUUGCACGCCAUGUCUGGAACCAAGCAUACCAAUCAGCAAGAAUGACAUUAUAACUAUCACCAGAUUUAGAAAGAGGUGGGUUUAUGGAAAUAAGCAUAUUCCGCAAGAGGAGAUCAAUGAAGGGAAGAGAGUACGUGGGUGGAUACCACGUCUUUGUGUGCUAAAGGAGAACUCCACACAAUUGAAUAAAGUAUCUCUACCAUCAUCAUCUUUGGGGAAGAAAGAUGAGGAUAAAGCAACUGAAAAAGAAGCUAAAACUAAAACAGGGAGCAAGGAUAUGGAGCAGCCAGCAGCUCCAAGACGAAGGAAGGACAAAAAUAAAUAAUAAACAAUGUCCUUUUAGUAUAUUUUUAUUAUAGAAAG